GAAGCCUCCAAGCAUAGCACAUGACAAACGCACUGGUUUCGGCGCUCAUGGCUGCACAGGCUGCUGGCCAACUUAUUGGUUUUGUGUCUAAUGACAUACAUCCCUCAUAUACAACAUCUUGUCGGCGGGUGCACGUUCUAUCCUGCUUUCCACGUGUGCUUGGCGUAAUACGCCAGAAGCUAUGUGAUAACUAUACAUCUUCCUAAUGACGCGGAACUUGCCAGUAUUAGGUCUGAUUCGUAAUGGCCUCGUGUUUGUCUGGACAAGUAUAAUACCCCACUCGCCCCACCUGCUAUUUUGUGUCCGAAUCGUUGUCUCUUGUCUUGCCUGUAGAGUUCUCAUCUCCACAUUGCAUUCACAGUAUCGCAAUCCACUGAGGUCACAUCAUCUAUACACCCCGCUCGCCACGUUGUGUCCGAAUCACUACCUCUUGUCUUCCCUUGUAGAGCUCUCAUCACCUGGACGUUGCAUUCAUAGUACUGCAAUCCAUAACGGUCACAUCGGACGUACACAGAGAACGUUGCUACAUAGCCCUUCUCCCCGCCAAGUUCCCCCCCUUUUGUUGGCACUGCAUGUCUUUUUUCCUAUUCAUGGUAGUAGCUGUUAUGGCCCUUGUUUCUGGGGCAGAAAGAGCUAGGUGCGUUGCAGAUGAAGAGGCGGCAAGAGCCA
Molecule: messenger RNA, 669 nt
Organism: Suillus subalutaceus
Lineage: Eukaryota; Fungi; Basidiomycota; Agaricomycetes; Boletales; Suillaceae
Exons: 3
Coding region: 206-637 (143 amino acids)
Source: RefSeq, a predicted model, not a curated record